CAGAUCAUUAAAAAGUCGAUCUACGUAUCCCUGAUGAAAAAGAAUAAUAAAUGUUUUUACAAACAAUUAAUUCGUUGUUAUUCGCGUUAUUCGUUUAGUUUAUUAAUUAAGUGUAAUCGCUGUUAAACAAUAAUACAAAAACACCACAUAAACAAAGUCAACACACACAAACAACAAAAAUGAGUGUAUCCGAGACAAAUAAUAGCAGCUCAACUGCAACUCCAGCAAAUUAUACACCAGCAACAUCUAAAAGGCAAUUAUCCAGAUUUCAUCCUUACCAUGGCAACAACAUAAUCUUAUGUGAAGAUAACACAGUGGCCUUUCGAAAGACCAGCUUUGCCGAUGCUGUUACAUUUUCCGAAAAACCAUUGCAAAUGGGUGAAAUAUUCCUCGUUGAAAUUGAGAAAAACGAAAGAGGUUGGUCGGGCCAUAUGCGUUUGGGCCUAACACAGCUGCUCCCGGAUGUGUUGGGAUCAAUGGAAUCUGGUUUGCCACAAUUUGCCCUACCCGAUUUGGCGAAUUUAGGUACCUGUUGGAUAUUUCCCAUAUCGAAAUUUGAAUCUCACACACUGACACCACGUUCAAAUGCCGGUGAUGGCGGUGGAGGAGGUGGUGAUACGACAAACGAUGGACAACCCUCUACAAGUUCAGCGGGAGCGACAAAAAGUAGUAUCUUAGGUGAAUCAAUGUAUGUGCGUACACCCCGUGGCAUGAUACCGAAACGUUUACUGAGACCAACAGCAGCUGAUGGUAUAUUGCUGACAGACAAAGGAUCACGCAUUGGUGUUGUAUUUAUACCCACCGAAAAUGAUAAAACUAAAGGUGAAAUGCACUUUAUUAUCAAUGGGGUGGAUCAGGGCCCUUGUACUCGAGACAUACCAUUGGAUAAGGCACCACCGCUGCAUGUGGUCAUCGAUGUGUAUGGUACAACAAAACAAAUACGUAUCAUACAGCUGUAUGGCAUUGUUUCCUUACAAAAUGCUUGCCGUGAUGCUAUUCUAUUGAAUAUGAAACCACAAAAUAUUGACAAAUUACCAUUGCCAGAACGUUUGAAGAAUUUCCUUAAAGGUCAAGAUUAAAGUUUAAUAUUAGAACAUUUACUCAAAAAAAAAAAAAAAAAACUAACACAAAAGCAAACAAAUUUGUAUUACUAACACAAGCAGAAAACAACAAAAACAAUGCAAAAUAACUAUAUUGUUAGAGACAACAAAAAAAUCCUUGAUGAUGAUACUGGUGGUAUAAUAUGAAAUUAUAAAUUUCCUUAUUAUUUGAUGAAUAAAAAGUUAAUCCUUUUUUAUAUAUAAAAUCCUAUAUUGUAAUAAGAACAAUUUUCCCACUUCCUUUUAUUCUAUACUUAAUACAUUCUCAGACUUAUUAUAAUUCGCACAAACAACAAUUCUAAAUAGAAUUACAUUAAGUUUAAUUUAAUAUACAAACAUACAGCAAGAGCCAAGCAUUUGUAUAAUCACAAUUGAAAAAUUGUAUAUAAUAUUUUAUUAUUAUAAUUUUUUUUAGAAAUUAAAACAAAAUUUCACACGAAAAAUGAAAUAAAAUAUCACAUGUUUUCUUCCGUUUGAAAAUGAAAUCUUUAUUAUAACCUGGCUAGGAAUGACUUAUGAAGCAAAACAGGAUUAAAAACAAAAAGACUCAACAUCAGCUAUUACAGAUACUGAAACAAAUUUAUAUGUAGGAGGCUCUUGUGUCAGAAGAGAAUGUUGUACGGUACAAUGUGCUUAGCUACCAUGGCUUUGGUAUUUUUUCUGUUCAAACAAAUAAUGUAAAUGCAGGCAUUGCAUGUUGCAAAAUUCAAUUAAGACGGCAUUGAUUUAAUUAGAAAUAAUUAAUACCAGAAUAGAAAAAAUUACAGUGGAAGCAGACAGCCAGACCAUUUGUUUUGUUAUAGACCAUUAACACCAUUACCUUAUACCCAUACACAUAUACAUGUGCAGUCAACACCAUUGAGUGCAGUGUUUACAAAAAAAAACCGAAAUCAAAUUUGCAAAAUAAACAACAAAAAAAUAAAAUGUUACCUUUAUUGAUAAGAAAUUUAUAAUGCAUAACAAAAGAAAAACAAAAAUUACAUAUUAUCCUAUUAAAAGUUUAUUAUUAUUGCCAAUUAUAUAUAUUUAUAUAUUAUGAAUAUAUUAUUUAGACAAUCCUCUUAUGUUCUACGUGUAUUGUUUAACAAUCCAUCUUUAUUUAAAAAUAUUUUAAAUAAACGUUUUUUCUACGUAUUCUUAAGGCCAAUUGUA
Molecule: messenger RNA, 2252 nt
Organism: Musca domestica (house fly)
Lineage: Eukaryota; Metazoa; Arthropoda; Insecta; Diptera; Muscidae
Product: neuralized-like protein 2
Exons: 4
Coding region: 180-1079 (299 amino acids)
Biological process (GO): intracellular signal transduction
Molecular function (GO): ubiquitin protein ligase activity
Source: RefSeq, a predicted model, not a curated record